UUCGUGAAAGUUAUUGGUUUCCCCAUCGAUCAACCUGAUAAACAAUAUGCACUCCACGUGCACGAAUCGAACGAUACAUCGAAGAGUUGCGACAGCUUGGGCGGUCACUACAACCCACACGGUCAUGAACACGGUUCAAAAGAAGCCCCUCAUGCUUCCCGCCAUGCUGGAGAUUGGGGAAAUAUUCAGGCUGAUGCUAAAGGUUUUGUGAAUAUAGAAUUUGACGACAGGGAAUCGAGCCUGGUAGGCACCCACUCACUCAUCGGAAAAUCCAUUGUGAUCCAUUCAAAAUCCGACAGCAAGGACGGCAGUGGAGAGCGAAUUGCAUGUUGUAUUAUCACCAAAGCCGACAAAGUCGCAGAUACCCGAGGGCAUCAUCAUAGAAAAGGCGAUGAUGAAGAUGAUGACGAAAUGAAUGAUGACGCUAUGUAAUGAAAGCUAAAGGUCUAAGUUUGUUUAGCAAUCUCACCACACCGCUAUAUCAGUAGACUUUCAUAAAAUAUUCUCUGUUCAAUCAAGGGGAAAUAUUUUUUUCUAUUUGUACGCAAUAUUUUCCUAUUGUACGGCAGAAUAAUUUGUGAAAGGAUAUCCGCAUGUGGUU
Octopus sinensis (East Asian common octopus) is the source of this 601-nucleotide messenger RNA. RefSeq names its product superoxide dismutase [Cu-Zn]. The annotation marks the transcript as partial. The transcript has 3 exons. NCBI's taxonomy places the organism in Eukaryota, Metazoa, Mollusca, Cephalopoda, Octopoda, Octopodidae. The record is from RefSeq and is a predicted model, not a curated record. Gene Ontology annotation, biological process: removal of superoxide radicals. Gene Ontology annotation, molecular function: superoxide dismutase activity; copper ion binding.